Molecule: messenger RNA, 2394 nt
Organism: Zootermopsis nevadensis
Lineage: Eukaryota; Metazoa; Arthropoda; Insecta; Blattodea; Termopsidae
Source: RefSeq, a predicted model, not a curated record
AAUCGUGUAAUGUGUUUUGUACUAGUGACGUGAUGCUGAACCAUUUCUUCUCGUAUUUAUUUUCUAACGUUUGUUUGUUUGUUUAAAAGGCAUAACUGUGAUAGUGUUAAGUUAAUUUUUGUGCAAUGUGUUAUAAUCAGUGAACUUGAAUGAUUACUCAUAAUAAUUCAUUGCAGUCGUAAAACGUGCACGUGCAUUCUGUUUAACCUGUUCAAUGGCGGUGAUAGGAUUUCAGCCGUUUUCAUCAGCUCGAAGAUGCAUAAACUAAGACGACAACGAAGGAAGAAUAAGUGAAUUAUGAAACAAAUUGUGUUCCAAUACGAAAGUGACAGUUGAACAUUUCUUCUCCCGACAUCUCAAAAUCUGCUGUUACCAUUCAUCGUGGUCCAGCACUUCCAUCUUGCAGGAACUUCGAAAGGUCGGCAUGAGACGCGCAUCGUACACGCCCUUGCCUUCCCAGGCUCCUGCCGAACCUCUCAUCGUUGUGGAAGAGUCCGGCGGUACGGAUGACGAGGAGGCGUCGAGCAGAGAAUCAUCGCCACCUCUGGCGCACCCGGGGCUGCUCUCCCCCUACCGCGACAUGAGGAAGCAUUCUCUGCCUACCCCGUCCUGCGCCUCGGGUAUCACGGCCAGUCAGGUGCGGCGCCUGUCGGAACACGGCGCCGAGGGCAGAACUGCAGCGUCAGUGAGGGAGGCCGCCUUCCUCGCGACACUGUCGUCCGCCCCGACGCCCGCACCUGGAGGCAGGCGCCACUCCGUUGUCACGAUCUCGCGAGCACCAGUCACCCCCAACUUGUUCGGCCGGGGACGCCGAGAGUCCAUCGCGGCGUUCCCGGUGCUCGCGAACCGACGCGACUCAACCUCGUCCGUUCCCCGGCCGCCCAGCGCUUCUGGCAGCACCAGCGGCAGUAACUUUAAUCUGCAGCUUGAUAUCAUGGACGACAUCGCGGAGAUCAAGGCAGCCAGGAAGGUUCGUCUCAAGAUGUGGAAGACUCCUAGUCGAGAGAGAGUCUGCGAGGUCCAGCCUUUGGACGGCACUGCGGGUACGUCUGCCUCUGCGACGAGAUAUCACCAGGUAUCCCCAGGACCUUCCUCCAAAGCUGAUACCGUCGCAACGACUCCCAUAUCGCGUCGUUACUCGGACUUCGUCCCAACGCAACCGGUACAGCAUCCAAAACGAAGAGCUUCUGAUCAAGUCCCUCUUUCCGCAUCUGCAUCCUCAGCAGCGCCUCCGAAACCAUCUUCAUCCACGGGUAUCGUCUGCUCCAACACAGAUCUUAUGUCGAUCCUUUCUUCUCUAGCUUCCUCGGCACAAGAGAUCAGCAAAGAUCCCGAAGAGGAAACUGCACCCAGAGUGCCAGCAUCCGGCAAAGGCAAAGAGUCAAUGAAGGAGGUACAGAGAAACAGCAGCAGCAGCAUCUCCGCAACAGCAUCUGCAGACCAGAAAAGAAGUCGCCUGAAGAACCUGCGAUCUAACAGCUUCGAUGUGUCCAUGCUGCUUGGUACAGGAGUCAAGUUGAAACAGGACACUGGGAGAUGCAGCAUUGCAGGACCGACGAGCUGGUUUGUCAAACGACACCAGCCGAAGAAAUCGGAUCCACCCAAGGGACAGUCAUCCGUCGUAGUCAGUCUGUCACAACACAAACCAAAUGUAAGCGUUGUGCAGAGUUCAGACAACUCCUCGAAGCCCCCUUCCGAAUCAGAGCAACUUAAGACGUCGCCGUCAAAGAGUUCAUCGCCUCCAGAUCACAAAGUUGUCUGGGAUGGGAAGAGUGGCUCCGUCGUGGACGCCCAAGUUCUUGGCAGCGCCAUUGAAGUUUUCCUGGCCAGACGAGGAAGUGGGAACGACAGUUCGGGCGGUACUUCGCCUCAGAAUUCUAAGCAGUCUCCCACCAAAAACAGCGGCAAGGCUGUAACUGGAUCUGCAGGACCGGAGACGUCGUCUUGGUUUUCUGGAAACAAAGAUGUUGAGGACGAAGCGGGUGCCUCAGAUACGUGCGACACGUCUCUCUGCUCCACACUCAAGGACUUGUUUGUAAAAUAAUGACCCGCUGUCUGGAAUUUCUGCCAGCUCGACGAGCAUGUUAUUACUUCUGUCUUGUAAAGUAAUUUAAUGUCGUCGAAUCUAGCACAUAGGAAAGACGAGCGUUAGACCUAGUGAGAUUCUCCUGUCGGUGGAUAUUUGUUGUCUCAUUAUAUAAACGUAAAGACUUGUAAAAAAUGACGUUUAUUUGUUAAAAAUAUAAGGUGAGUCGUAGCUGAUCUCCCGAGGUAUUCGAAAUAUACGUGGAAGUGUGAAGAAACACAGCGACAAAACUUGUAGUAAGGAAUGAAAUGAAUGUAUCAGCUUCAUCGAGACACUUUAAACCAGAUUUUUUCGUUGUCCCCCCCCCC